CUACCGCCGCACCCCUUCCCUCCAGUCAGUGCGGGGACUGUGUGAGCCGCAGAGGAGCUCAACGCCUGGAGCAGUUGCAGAACCGAGGUCAGCAUCUGCGGUUGCCAGGUAGGCGGAUGCGAGAGGCCCGGUCUUCCUGAUUCUCUGGAGGCCACCCCGUCGCCGCUGGCACCAUGCUGUCCCCUCAGAGGGCUUUACUCUGCAACCUCAACCACAUCCACCUCCAGCACGUCUCUCUGGGCCUGCAUUUGUCGCGCCGUCCUGAGCUAAGGGAGGGGCCCUCGAGCACAUCCUUCCCCCCGGGGGACGCAGGGGGCAAGGAGAGCCGGGGCCCCUGCAGCGGGACCCUGGUGGAUGCCAAUUCCAACAGCCCAGCGGUGCCCUGCCGAUGCUGCCAGGAGCACGGGCCAGGCCUAGAAACCCGGCAGGACCCAGCACAGGAUCAAGAGGGGGCUGCCUCUCCCUCGGACCCGGGUUGCUCCUCCUCUCUCAGCUCCUGCUCAGAUCUUAGCCCUGACGAGUCCCCCAUUUCAGUCUACUCGCGCGACCUCCCUGGUGACCAAGAUGUCCCCCCUCAGCCUAGCAUCACCCCCCCGGAGCAGGGCUCCCCUCUGGCCUCCGCAGGCCCUGGCGCCUGCUCUCCCGACAGCUUCUGCUGUUCUCCCGAUUCCUGCUCCGGAGCUUCCUCCCCACCCGGCCCUGGCCUGGACUCCAACUGCAAUGCGCUGACCACCGGCCAGGACCUGCCUUACCCAGGGCUGGAGGAGGAGGAGGAGGGUGGGGAGCAGGACCUCCUGACCUCCGAGCUCUCGGAGGCCGACGACGGGAAGACCCACCCUGGGAAAACCGAACCCAGUUGGAAAAUCAACCCCAUUUGGAAAAUUGACACCGAGAAAACGGAAGCUGGCUGGAAAAUCCCCGAGGACAAUAACUCUGGUUGGAAAAUCGGGGGGAAUACUAACUCUAGUUGGAAAGCGGAGCCUGGAAAAUUUGACUCCGGUUGGAAGACCAACACAGGAAUAACUGAUUCUGGCUGGAAGACAGACGCAGGGAAAAGUGAUGGAGGCUGGAGGAGUGACGUCAGCGAGGAGCCGGCGCCCCACCGGACCAUCACGUCCUUCCACGAGCUGGCCCAGAAGCGCAAGCGGGGCCCGGGGCUGACCCUCGCGACGCAGGCCAAGAAGGACCGCAGCGACUGGCUCAUCGUCUUCUCGUGCCGGCCGGGCGCUGCGGACGCGGGCCUGUGCGGCUUCAAACUCAGUUCAGGGGCUUCCAGCAAGUCCGUUGAUAGGGACCUGGGGUGA
Molecule: messenger RNA, 1304 nt
Organism: Myotis brandtii (Brandt's bat)
Lineage: Eukaryota; Metazoa; Chordata; Mammalia; Chiroptera; Vespertilionidae
Product: RUN and SH3 domain-containing protein 1-like
Exons: 3
Coding region: 174-1304 (376 amino acids)
Cellular component (GO): cytoplasmic vesicle
Source: RefSeq, a predicted model, not a curated record